This is a messenger RNA of Clunio marinus, 1766 nucleotides long. Lineage: Eukaryota; Metazoa; Arthropoda; Insecta; Diptera; Chironomidae. The record is from the annotation of a GenBank genome assembly.
CUUUCACACUCACUUUAUUGUGUUUUAACAUGACUUGAAAGUUCUAGGAGAUGAUUAUUAUCCAAUAUAAAGUUUAUAAAAUUUUAUAAAAACUUUUACUACUCUUAGCAAUUUUUAUCAACUUGUCGGACGUAAACAAAGUGAAGGGCACAGCAAACUCAUAACUCAAUCAUGAAGAUCACGGUCAACAAGCAGUUGGUUCCAAUAAAGGCGCACUAUUUCUUCUUCAUGGCUUGUUUAGGCCCCAUACUUCCACAAAUCAACGUAUUCGGACGACAACUUGGCAUUUCCCCGUCUGUUAUGGGUAUUUUGCUAUCUAUUUUACCGAUACUUUACUUUAUUGCAAAGCCUUUGAUUGGCUUGAUGGCGGAUUACUUUAUGAAAGCUCGAAAAUUUAUUUUUAUGUCGAUAAUUACGGUUAUGACAGUCUCCUUUGCAUGUUACAUCUUUCUUCCACAUCAAACCAGCAGACUUAAGUUGAAUGUUACAGAAAUAAAUCAUUGCGAUUAUUGGACAAGCUUGCAUGUCGAAAAAUGCUUUAAUUUUCAUUUCGUAACAUGUUCAAGUCCAACAAACGUUACAAGUUUCAAAGUCAUCCAAUUGAAUGGAGAAGACAUUCUUUGCCAUGUCAGUACAAAUCUCACUUUUCCUGAACCUUCGAUUCUCGAAUGUAAAACGUCACAAGAUACUGAAGCUCCAAAUUGCUUCUAUAAAACGUGGAUAUUCUGGGCGUUUGUCUUUUUAACAUAUUUAGGAACAAUUGGAUUUAAUGUUGGUAACAGUAUAAGCGAUGCAAUCUGCUUCGACGUUCUUGGUGAAGAGAGACAAACAAAAUAUGGAAAGCAACGACUUUAUGGUUCUAUUGGCUUUGGAUUGACUUCACUUCUUGCUGGUUAUACUGUUGAUUUAAAUACAAACAACUUCACACCUGCCAUUAUAAUAAUGUUGGCAUUUGCACUUAUUGAUCUCUUUAUAUUAAAAAAAUUAAAACUUCCAAAACUUUCAUCAUCUGAAUCAAUCACAAAAGAUGUUGGAAGACUUUUGCGUAACAAGAAAAUAGCAAUUUUUUUAAUGUUUGCAACAAUUGCUGGAAUUUUUGAUGCGUUCAUCUUCUAUUACAUGUUUUGGCAUAUUGAAGAAGUUGCCGAACGAACAGGAAUGAAAGAUCAUAUCAAACUUAUUGAAGGAAUGGUCGUCGCUGCUGAAUGUGUGUUUGGUGAAGUUUUAUUCUUCGUUAUUUCGGGGAAGAUUAUUAAAAAACUUGGAUACAUUCAUUGCAUGACUUUCUGCUUUUCCUGCUAUGCUCUGAGACUCUUCCUCAUUUCAUUAAUUACAAAUCCUUGGUAUCUUGUCAUCAUUGAAUUGCUGAUGCAAGGCUGUACUUAUGCUUUAUGUUACACUUGCAUCGUUGCUUACGCAUCUGUCAUUUCACCACCUGGAACAUCGGCAACAAUUCAAGGUUUAGUAGCAGGAAUGGAUGAUGGUUUGGGGUUCUCAAUUGGAGCACUUUUUGGUGGAUUUUUAUAUCAGGAAAUUGGAGGCAAGCAAAGCUUUCAAAUUUUUUCAAUCAUCGCUCUUGUAACGUGCAUCGCUCACUUUAUUCUUCGACCAGUAUCGACUCAUGAAAUACGAAACGCAAGAGACAUGAAUAAUGACGAAACGAAGACAACUUCAAAGACUGAAGAAUUAAAUAAAAAUGAAUUAGAAGAAAAAAUUUUAACUGAAGUAAAUUAAUAAAAACAAUUCUGAUGAUCGCAAAAAGCAAU